Molecule: messenger RNA, 1497 nt
Organism: Sparassis crispa
Lineage: Eukaryota; Fungi; Basidiomycota; Agaricomycetes; Polyporales; Sparassidaceae
Exons: 5
Coding region: 1-1497 (498 amino acids)
Biological process (GO): positive regulation of translation; nuclear-transcribed mRNA catabolic process, nonsense-mediated decay
Cellular component (GO): cytoplasm; nucleolus
Molecular function (GO): mRNA binding
Source: RefSeq, a predicted model, not a curated record
AUGUCUCCCACCGAGCAUGGCAAUGCAGCCCCAGCCCCCAACCUAAAACCAAAGGCCAAGGAGAAAGAGAAGAAGGCGAAGGUUGUGAACAAGCCGCAGAGCGAUCGUUUGAAGACCGUAGUCCGCCGGCUGCCUCCCAAUCUGCCCGAAGAUGUGUUCUGGCAGAGCGUACAGAAGUGGGUUACAGAUGACACCGUCCAGUGGAAGGUGUACUAUCAGGGGAAGUUCAAGAAACGGCUAAACAAGGAGAACAUUCCAUCGCGCGCAUACAUCACCUUCAAGGAUGAAGAGAUUCUCGGGGAGUUUAGCCGAGAGUACGACGGGCAUAUGUUCAGAGACAAAGCUGGAAAUGAGUCAAUUGCUGUGGUGGAGUUUGCGCCUUACCAGAAGAUACCAGCGGAGAAGAAGAAAGCGGAUAGCAGGCUUGCCACCAUUGAGAAGGACGAGGAUUACAUUUCAUUCCUGGAGUCUCUGAAGGACAGCUCCACCAAGCCCUUCGAUGCGGAGAACCUGGAUACGCUCAUUGCUGCAGCCCAGCCGCCGCCACCGCCGACUACUACUCCGCUACUGGAAGCUUUGAAGGCCGAGAAGUCGGCGCAGAAAGACAAGGAAGCCAUUGUCCGCAAUCACCCUCAUUAUAAAGAUCAGGCCGGUCCCACCGGACAUAGUGCGGGGAAGAAGGAAGAUGCGAAAAAGAAGGGCGAAAUGCCGGCACAGAAACCUGCGGAGUCACAAACGAGUAAGAAGGCCGCAAAGAAAGCUGCAAAGGCUGCACAUCAGCAUCAGCAACAGCAGGGUCAGCCUGGUGCACCCAGUGUGAAUGCGCCUGCCAAGGCCGCCGCUACUGGUGCACCUGCUAAGCAACCAGCCGGUUCAACACAACCCAAGGCUCCGCGUCCUCCUCGCGAGCGCCAACAGCACAAGCUAUCCCCGUCUAACCCUACAGCGACUGCUGUCGGAGACCCUCCCACAACGGCGUCCGCAGAUGCUCCUGCAGCGCAAAGCGACACGCCUGUGCAGCCGGCACCCGCCCGGAGGACACGUCCCAUGCUCGGGCUCGCCUCACGCCAGUUCGAGGCUGCCCUGAGUGAGGCGGGCGUUGGGCCUGGUGAGCGUAAGUCUAAGAGAGAGAGGGAAAAGGGGCGUGCCCUGCCAGACGAAGGCGCCGCUGCUGCCUCCGGAACUACUCCGAGCAGUAGUAAUAUGGAUACCUCUCCUAAGAGGAAAGGGAGGGCUGAGAAGCGGCCUGCAGUGCCUAAUGCUGCCCUGCUCCCUCAGAUAUCCCGCGCUCCUCUCGUAACUUCUGCGGCGCCUGCACCAGCUCCGUUCAUCUUGCAGCGAGACGGUCAGCAACAGCCGCCGAAGAUCCUUACGCGACCGGGCGAUGGGCAGCUGGAUGAUUCUGGCCUUCCGCAGGAGGAUAGCGGCGCUGUGCGAGGGGGGCCGCGCCCUCGGGGCAGAGGCAGAGGUCGAGGUGGGAUGAGGGGAUCUGGAUAG